ACUUGGAGCCAUUUCUCUUUCUUCAGAUAAGUUUACAGAGGUUUUGGCGAUGUUACUUCAGCUCCCACGGUUAGCACACUCCCUCAGAGACCCAUUCGAUGUCGACCAGGCUUAUCUCCAGCGUAAAACCAUCUUCCAAAAUCUCAAACCCCCCAGGAAUGGAAACUCUCAUGAUGGAUCAAAAUUGGCACGAAGAAUAGUUCAUCUAUGGGAUGAAGCGUCAAUUGAAGUGAGACAAGCUUACAGACAGUUUAUUGGGGCUGUCGUUGAAUUGAUGGGUGGAGAAGUGGAGUCUGAGGAGUUCUAUGAGUUGGCUUUGACAGCUUACCGUCUUUUCGCCAGGCCAGAGGGUAACAUCACGGUUGUUGAGAAGAAGCUGGAAUUGCAAAAUCUGCUUGGGUAUGCUGCCUCAGAUGCAGUCAUUACUAAAAUUGCCACCCUAGCACAGAGCCUUUAUCACUUGCAGCCUACAGCUAGUUUUGACUUCCUUGGUCCAGAGAAAAAGAUAAUUGGGGCUGAUGUGGAUGUUGAAUUUGGUGCUAACCUUGCAUUUCAACCCCCUAGUCGGUUUGUGGUUGACACAUCUUUUGAGGAUGUGGACUUAGUGGGAGAGGAAAUCAUGCCAUCUUUAUAUCUCCUUCAACAAGGAUGGGGUGAUAAUGGUGACUUAACUGGGAAAGAAUUAAGUGCUAAAGGUAUGCAAUUUGAUCUCUGGUGGUUGAGAGAUGCUUGUGCCAAAAUGGUGAGACAAAGUACAUCCCAACUUUCUCAAGAUGAACUAGCAAUGGCCAUAUGUAGGGUUCUCGAUUCAGAGAAACCUGGUGAUGAGAUAGCUGGUGACUUAUUGGAUCUUGUUGGGGAUAGUGCCUUUGAAACAGUUCAAGACCUAAUAUCACACAGAAAGGAACUUGUUGAUGCCAUACAUCGUGGAUUGCAAUUACUCAAAUCAAAUAAGACUGCCACAAAUACACAACCACGCCUGCCUAGUUAUGCAACUCAGGUAACAGUACAAACAGAAACUGAACGCCAAAUUGAUAAACUUCGACGCAAGGAGGAAAAACGUAAUAGACGGGGGACAGAUUAUGGAGUUGAAGACUUGUCCACCAUAAGUUUUAGCUCUUUGCUUCAAGCAAGUGAUAAUAAAGGUGUAUUUGAUGAUCUGGUGGGUGCUGGUGAAGCGUUGACUGCACCUGCCCUUCCACAAGGUACAGUUAGGAAUCAUUUCAAAGGUUAUGAAGAAGUUAUUAUCCCUCCAUUACCAACCGCACCCAUGAAACCUGGGGAGAAAUUGAUUGGGAUAACGGAGUUAGAUGACUUUGCUCAAGCUGCUUUUGAGGGAUACAAGUCCCUGAACCGUAUCCAGAGUAGAAUAUUUCAUACCACAUAUCACACUAAUGAGAAUAUACUUGUUUGUGCUCCAACAGGAGCUGGUAAAACAAAUAUAGCUAUGAUUGCAGUGCUGCAUGAGAUUGGACAGCACUUCAAGGAUGGUUACUUGCAUAAAAAGGAUUUCAAGAUAGUUUAUGUUGCUCCAAUGAAGGCAUUAGCUGCAGAGGUAACAUCUACUUUUGGCCGUCGUUUAUCCCCACUGAAUAUGAUAGUCAAAGAGCUCACAGGGGACAUGCAACUUUCCAGGAGUGAACUUGAAGAAACUCAGAUGAUUGUGACAACACCUGAGAAAUGGGAUGUAAUAACUCGUAAAAGCAGCGAUAUGUCACUCUCGAUGCUGGUGAAACUAUUAAUUAUAGAUGAAGUACAUUUACUCAAUGAUGAUAGAGGUCCUGUAAUUGAAGCCUUGGUAGCUCGGACUCUUCGACAGGUGGAAUCCACACAGUCAAUGAUCCGCAUUGUGGGUCUUUCAGCUACACUGCCAAAUUAUUUGGAGGUUGCAGAAUUUCUGAGGGUGAACCCAGACACUGGUCUUUUCUAUUUUGAUUCCAGCUACCGUCCUGUGCCUCUUGCACAACAAUAUAUUGGCAUCAGUGAGCAUAACUUUCAAGCACGGAAUGCUCUGUUGUCAGACAUAUGCUACAAGAAGGUUGUUCAAUCAUUACACCAAGGGCAUCAGGUUAUGGUCUUUGUUCAUUCAAGGAAGGAUACAGGAAAGACAGCUAAUAAGCUGGUUGAUGAUGCAAAGUUGAAUGGCGAUUUUGCGUUAUUUAGCACUGAAACACAUCCACAGUUUGGACUUAUCAAGAGGGAUGUUUUGAAGUCUAGAAACAAAGAGCUUGUUCAGCUUUUUGAGUCCGGUGUUGGCAUCCAUCAUGCUGGAAUGUUGCGAGCUGAUAGAGGGUUGACUGAACGCUUGUUCUCUGAUGGACUGUUGAAGGUACUUGUUUGCACUGCAACCUUAGCAUGGGGAGUCAAUCUACCUGCUCACACGGUUGUGAUUAAGGGAACUCAAUUAUAUGACCCAAAAGCUGGUGGAUGGCGAGAUCUUGGUAUGCUUGAUGUGAUGCAAAUCUUUGGACGUGCUGGUAGACCUCAAUUCGACAAAAGUGGUGAAGGCAUUAUAAUCACCACUCAUGACAAAUUAGCUUACUAUCUACGGCUUUUGACAUGCCAACUGCCCAUUGAAAGUCAGUUCAUCAGUUCGCUGAGGGACAAUUUGAAUGCUGAAGUGGUUCUAGGGACUGUGACAAAUAUGAAGGAAGCCUGUGCUUGGCUAGGAUAUACCUACCUUUUUAUUAGGAUGCAAAAAAAUCCUUUAGCAUAUGGUAUUGGAUGGGAUGAGGUGGUUGCAGAUCCAUCUUUGACAAUAAAACAAAGAGCCUUUGUGGCAGAGGCUGCACGAGCACUUGAUAAAGCAAAAAUGAUGCGUUUUGAUGAGAAGAGCGGGAAUUUCUACUGUACUGAGCUUGGUCGGAUAGCCAGUCACUUCUACAUUCAGUAUUCCAGUGUUGAGACUUAUAAUGACAUGUUAAGGCGUCACAUGAGCGACAGUGAGGUAAUUGAAAUGGUUGCUCAUUCUUCUGAGUUUGAAAAUAUUGUUGUUCGAGAAGAAGAACAAAAUGAGCUAGAAAAGUUGAUCCGAUCAUUUUGUCCUCUGGAAGUUAAGGGUGGGCCAGCAAAUAAACAUGGGAAAAUCUCAAUUCUCAUACAGGUCUAUAUUUCUCAUGGGUCUAUUGAUUCUUUUUCGUUGGUGUCUGACGCGUCAUACAUAAGUGCAAGUUUGGCAAGAAUAAUGAGGGCAUUAUUUGAGAUUUGCUUGCGCAGAGGAUGGUGUGAGAUGACUUCUUUCCUAUUAGAUUAUUGCAAGGCUGUGGAUCGUCAAAUAUGGCCCCACCAACAUCCUCUUAGACAGUUUCAUAUGGAUAUUUCUGGUGAAAUAUUGAGAAAGCUUGAAGAGCGAGAUGCAGAUUUAGAUCAUCUUAGGGACAUGGACGAGAAAGAUAUUGGAGCUUUGAUACGUUAUGCACCUGGAGGAAGAAUGGUUAAGCAAUAUUUAGCAUACUUCCCUUCAAUCCAGUUGUCUGCCACAGUUAGUCCAAUAACCAGAACUGUCUUGAAGGUGGACUUGCUUAUAUCACCAGAUUUCAUAUGGAAGGAACGAUCUCAUGGUGGUGCACUUCAUUGGUGGAUUUUAGUAGAGGAUUCUGAGAACGACCAUAUCUACCACUCAGAUUUCUUCACAUUGACAAAGCGGAUGGCAAAGGGAGAAGCACAGAAGAUUUCAUUCACUGUGCCGAUUUUUGAACCACAUCCUCCUCAAUAUUACAUUCGCGCUGUUUCUGAUUCUUGGUUGCAUGCUGAGGCUCUAUGUACAAUAUCAUUUCAGAAGCUAACACUUCCUGAGGGCCGAACAAGUCAUACAGAAUUGCUCGACUUGAAACCUCUCCCAGUAACUGCAAUUGGCAACGAAAAGUAUGAAACCUUGUACAGAUUCUCACAUUUCAAUCCUAUCCAGACACAGGCUUUUCAUGUUCUGUAUCAUACCAAUGAGAAUGUACUGUUGGGUGCUCCAACUGGAAGUGGUAAAACAAUAUCUGCAGAACUUGCAAUGCUUCAUCUAUUUAACACACAACCUGACAUGAAGGUUAUCUACAUAGCUCCACUAAAGGCUAUUGUCAGGGAAAGGAUGAAUGAUUGGAAGAAGCGCCUUGUUUCUCAACUUGGAAAAAAGAUGGUUGAGAUGACUGGAGAUUAUACUCCAGAUUUAGCAGCUCUCUUGUCAGCCGAUAUCAUUAUUUCAACACCUGAAAAAUGGGAUGGAAUUAGCAGGAAUUGGCACAGUAGAAGCUAUGUCACGAAGGUUGGACUAAUGAUUUUGGAUGAAAUCCACUUACUUGGAGCUGAUCGUGGGCCCAUUCUUGAGGUUAUUGUGUCAAGGAUGAGAUAUAUAUCAUCACAAACAGAUCGUACCAUUCGCUUUGUGGGACUAUCAACAGCCUUGGCAAAUGCCCAUGAUUUAGCUAACUGGCUGGGUGUUCCAGAACCUGGAUUGUUCAAUUUCAAGCCUAGCGUGAGGCCUGUGCCUCUUGAAGUUCAUAUUCAGGGAUAUCCAGGGAAGUAUUACUGCCCUCGAAUGAAUAGCAUGAACAAGCCCUCAUACGCUGCUAUAUGCACCCAUUCUCCUACCAAACCUGUUUUAAUAUUUGUAUCUUCUAGACGACAAACAAGGCUUACAGCACUAGAUCUAAUUCAGUUUGCUGCUUCAGAUGAACAGCCAAGACAGUUUCUGAAUAUCCCAGAAGAUGCACUACAGAUGGUUCUAUCACAGGUUACUGAUCAGAAUUUAAGGCACACUCUACAAUUUGGUAUUGGAUUGCAUCAUGCAGGACUGAAUGACAAGGAUAGGUCUUUGGUUGAGGAACUUUUCGGGAACAAUAAAAUCCAGGUAUUAGUUUGUACUAGUACAUUGGCAUGGGGUGUUAACCUCCCAGCACAUCUGGUUAUUAUCAAGGGUACUGAAUUCUAUGAUGCAAAAGCAAAACGUUAUGUGGAUUUUCCAAUUACAGAUAUCUUGCAAAUGAUGGGUCGUGCUGGUCGGCCACAAUACGACCAGCAUGGUAAAGCUGUUAUUCUGGUUCAUGAACCUAAAAAGAGCUUCUACAAAAAGUUUCUAUAUGAACCUUUCCCUGUCGAAAGUAGUCUCAAAGACCAAUUGCAUAAUCAUCUAAAUGCUGAGAUAGUUUCUGGGACAAUUUGUCACAAGGAAGAUGCAGUGCAUUACCUCACUUGGACUUAUCUCUUCCGCAGACUGAUGGUCAACCCUGCUUAUUAUGGCUUGGAGGAAACUGAAUCUGGAAGUAUCAGUUCUUACUUGUCAAGCCUGGUUGAGAGCACAUUUGAGGAUUUGGAGGACAGUGGAUGUAUAAAGAUCGAUGAUGAUGGUGUGACGCCUAUGAUGUUGGGUUCAGUUGCAUCUCAAUAUUAUCUUAGUUACUUAACUGUGUCGCUGUUUGGUUCAAAUAUUGGUCCAGACACUUCUCUUGAAGUUUUCCUUCACAUACUGUCUGGUGCAUCUGAAUAUAACGAGCUCCCUGUGCGGCAUAAUGAGGAAAACUACAAUGAAGAACUAUCAAAGAAACUUCCACUUAUGGUGGAUAAGAAUCGCCUUGAUGAUCCACAUGUUAAAGCAAAUUUACUUUUUCAGGCCCACUUUUCUCAGCUAGAACUACCAGUCAGUGAUUAUGUGACCGACCUGAAGUCUGUUUUGGAUCAAAGCAUACGUAUCAUACAAGCAAUGAUAGAUAUAUGUGCUAAUAGUGGGUGGCUCACAAGUACAUUGAAUUGUAUGCGUCUUCUACAAAUGGUCAUGCAGGGUCUUUGGUUUGAUAAGGAGCACUCUGCGCUUUGGAUGGUGCCAUGUAUGACAGAUGAUAUUGUGGGCGCUUUACGUGAAAGAGGCAUUUCUGGUGUGCAACAACUUCUUGAGAUUCCAAAGUCAGAUUUACUCUCUAUCGUUGGUAGUUCAACAGGUUCAAGAUUAUACCAGGACUUGGAGCAUUUUCCUCGCAUUCAAGUUAGAGUAGAGUUUCAGGGGAAAAAAUCUGGUACUAGUACAAAGUCGUCUUUGUUUCUGAAUAUAAGAUUAGAGAAAUUGAAUUCCAGGCGCAAAACAUCAAGAGCUUUUGUCCCAAGGUUCCCAAAGUUAAAAGAUGAGGCAUGGUGGCUGCUGGUGUGUAAUAGUUCAACUUCUGAAUUAUAUGGUCUGAAGAGGGUUUCUUUCAACUCGAACCAUUUAGUCACGAAAAUGGAGUUUCCAUCAACUUCAAUAGCUGUCAAGGGAAUGAAGCUGAUGUUGGUCUCUGAUUGUUAUAUUGGAUUUGAAAAGGAAUAUUCCAUUGAACAUUUUCAUCAACGUGGACAGUAGCAAGAAAACACCCACUUGUUUAUUUAUUGUAAAAUUUUUGUUUGAUACAUAGGAGUUGUGUUCUAUUGUUUUUGGUCAUAAGAUUUUAUAAUUGUUAUGAAUUAUGAUUAUAGAACAAUAAUUUUGUAUUU
Molecule: messenger RNA, 6447 nt
Organism: Impatiens glandulifera
Lineage: Eukaryota; Viridiplantae; Streptophyta; Magnoliopsida; Ericales; Balsaminaceae
Product: DExH-box ATP-dependent RNA helicase DExH14
Exons: 49
Coding region: 50-6316 (2088 amino acids)
Molecular function (GO): ATP binding; nucleic acid binding; ATP hydrolysis activity
Source: RefSeq, a predicted model, not a curated record